This is a messenger RNA of Triticum turgidum subsp. durum (durum wheat), 990 nucleotides long. The record is from the annotation of a GenBank genome assembly. Lineage: Eukaryota; Viridiplantae; Streptophyta; Magnoliopsida; Poales; Poaceae.
AUGGUCGCCGCACCGGCAGGCCCGGGAGGUGGAGGUCCGUCUCUCUCUCCGUGCGCCGGCUUCGUCGCGGACUCCCUGAUCCUCCCCACCCGGAACGUCAGGCUCUUCGCGCCGGUCUUGGCGCUCGUCCUCGCCCACACCUUCCUCUUCCUCGCCGUCGCCGUCCACUUCGCCCACGAGUACGCCCUGUCGGGCCCCACGAUCUGGUUGCACCCAGCGGCGCUGCUCGUCCUCCACCUAGCGUACCUCGCCAGCAAGCUCGCCACGCAGGCCGCCGUCGCGCUCGCCGCCUGCGCCACGCUCCGCGGCGACCGGCCGCGCUCGCUCGCCGAGCUCGUGCGCGGCACCCCCCGGCCACGCGGCAUCUUCGCCUGCGCCGCGCUGGUCGCCGCCGCGGAGCUCGCGUCGACGGCCGUCCCGGCGUACUACCUCGACUCCUGGUACAGGUACAGCUGGAGCCACUCGGACACCGGCGGCGUGGAGUCGUUCGUGCAGGGCGUCCUGCUGUUCGUCUUCCUCGCCACGCUCCUCCUCCGCCUCUUCCUCGCCGCGGUCUUCCCGGUCGCCAUCGCCGCGUCGGCGACGGCGGCGGCAGAGGAAGGCGGCGACGGUGGUGGCGGCGCGAGCGCGGCCGCUCAUCUCCAGCGCGCGUGGCGGCUCAUGACCGCGGCCGCGAGCUGGAAGGAGGCCGCCCUGCAGGUGCUCGUGGUGAGCGUCGUGCUGCCACUGGCCACCUACCCGGUGUACGCGUUUGCUCUGGACUGCGGGCAGGGCGGGUGCGUGCUUUUGCUGGGCAGCCUGUACGGGUUCCUUCUGCCGUCCGCCGGUGUGCAGCUCUACUCCACGGUGGCCGCCACCGUGUUCUACCACCGGGGCAUGGAGCAGCAGCGUCGUCGUGAUCUUGCCAUUCCACUGAUGAUGAAGGACAUGAAGCUAGGAGGUACCCCGCUAAAUUCUCUGAAAUUGAUUAAGGGUGCGACGAUCGACUGA